Messenger RNA from Fusarium subglutinans, 2157 nucleotides. Its product is annotated as ATP dependent RNA helicase. The transcript has 4 exons. The record is from RefSeq and is a predicted model, not a curated record. Bases 1 to 2157 code for a protein of 718 amino acids. Gene Ontology annotation, cellular component: cell tip; microtubule cytoskeleton. Gene Ontology annotation, biological process: establishment or maintenance of actin cytoskeleton polarity. NCBI's taxonomy places the organism in Eukaryota, Fungi, Ascomycota, Sordariomycetes, Hypocreales, Nectriaceae. Gene Ontology annotation, molecular function: protein binding.
AUGCUGGAUCUAUCUGAUUCGGAUUUUGACGACGACGAAACGCCUGACUUCGAUCCCGCGCUUACUGUUCCCUACGAAGAAUCUUUUGAAGACGAUGAUUCUGCACUCUCCAUUCCUGACGACUACAAUUUCAUUGACUCCGGCUGGACGGUUGAGUGCUUACAAGACAUAGAGGACAUUGAUUUCGAGUUCGUUUACGCGCUUCACACUUUCGUGGCUACCGUUGAAGGUCAAGCAAAUGCCACCAAAGGUGACACUAUGGUUUUGCUAGACGAUAGUAACAGCUACUGGUGGCUAGUCAGAGUUGUUAAAGACAGCAGCAUUGGAUAUCUACCCGCAGAGCAUAUUGAGACGCCAACAGAACGUCUAGCACGUCUGAAUAAACACAGGAACGUCGAUCUCUCUGCAACUAUGUUGGGGGAUACGGCGGAGAAGAAGCAACAGACGUUCAAGUCGCCAAUUAGAUUUGGACGCAAAACGGUCACAUUCACUUCCCCAACGUACCAUGACUACACUGAGAUCGACGACUAUUCGUCCGAUGAAGAAGACUUGGACGAUUUAUUCGCCGGCUCGACCACUACAGCAAAGCAAGAACAACAAGAACAAAAGAAAGAUCGAGAUCCAGCUUCAACAAUAUCGAUCAUCGAAGAUGAUUCAUCAGAGGAGAGCGCCAGGGUUGAACCCCUCAAGCCCCGUUCAAAUAAAGAAGUUAAAAUGGCUAUGGAGCCGUCAAAGGUCGACACUGUGGAAGAGGAAGAUGAGACGAGAAGCAGUGAGGAAAUACUAUUCGACAACAAGCAGGAAGGCCCCAGCAGAUCCCGAAAUGGUACUGUCAGAAACACCGACUCUUUCUUUAGAGAUGAAACAGUCGAGACCAAGAAGAUCACUCUCACGCCUAAUUUACUACGAGACGACAAUCAACCUCGGCCUUCCCAGGACUCAACAACCAAGGAUAUCAAGUCCCGAGGAAGUCUUGAUAAGCUGGACAAGGAGCUCAUGUCCGAUAAGGAGAAGAAGAAGCACCAAGAUAGGUCUCGGAAAGAGAAGGAAAAGAAGCCGAGCGCCAUCCGAAGUUUCUUUUCCAGAAAGGACAGAAAGAAAUCGGUUGACGAUGAUGACGAAUCUUUUGGCAAGCGCUCUAUGGAUAUCGUAUCGGAGCCUCGGGACAGCGAGUCAAUUGAAGAGGUCGCGUCACCUGACAGACAACCGCAACGGAGUACUAGCAAACUUCAAAAGCAACUCCCCCGAACUGAGGCAUCUCCUGGCAAGGGGGAGACCUCAUCAACAAUGGAACUUGCAGCUUAUCUGGCCGAGUCUCGGGUCAACGAUGUGUCCAACGUGCCACCAGCAUCGAUGCGGAUCGUCAAUCCCGAGACACAGGAGACACAUGAAGUACCAUCAAAUUCACAAAGUGGUGGGGAUUCGGCCAAGGUACGUUCCUCCUCAGCCGCUGCACAACACGACGAUACGAAGGCAUUGGCGAAGGCGUUGGGCCGCAGCGCAAGCACCGGAGGCGAGCCCAGGGCAAUCAAGACAGUUAAGCCUCGUCCAUUGAUGGAUCUGGAUGAACUAUCAAGCUCCGACGAGGAUGAUGUGUCUCAGCCUACGAACCGCACGACACCUGAGCAACCCGUCGAGAAGAAGCCCGAAGGUGGACUACGACCACAACUGCCAGGAGCGUUCCCUGACAGCUUCGAUGCAACCGCCAAGCCGAACGCAUCCACAGCGGCAGGCCAAGGCCAGAAGGAUCGCCUGUCAGAAUCACCGGUGCAGGUGUCACCUGUCAACGCAACACGGCCACCAGCACUGGAGAUCGACACGUCGUCCCAAGAAGGUCGCUCGUCCUCCGAUGUACCGUCACCAGAGCUCAUGCCUGGUGACGAGACACCCAAGGAUAGUAGCUCAACAAAAAGUGCCAAAGAACCUGGCUGGGAUGACGAGAAGCUUCGUGCCUUCUUUGACGAUGGUGAGCACGUUCGAGAUCUUCUCAUGGUCGUGUACGACAAGACAGACGUGGAGCCCGUUAGCAAAGACCAUCCGGUGGUUAGUGGUAUGUUUAGAGAGCAGAACGCGAAGCUAGCGGAGAUUACCACUCAACUCGACAAUAUGCUCGGGGACUGGUUGGCUAGAAAGCAACGGUCUCGCGGCUCCGUAUGA